Saccoglossus kowalevskii is the source of this 3088-nucleotide messenger RNA. RefSeq lists its product as uncharacterized. Gene Ontology annotation, biological process: cellular response to tumor necrosis factor. Gene Ontology annotation, molecular function: NF-kappaB binding. Gene Ontology annotation, cellular component: nucleus; cytosol. The record is from RefSeq and is a predicted model, not a curated record. Lineage: Eukaryota; Metazoa; Hemichordata; Enteropneusta; Harrimaniidae.
CCAUGUUUGUCAUGCCAAAAUAAGCCCACUUUUUUGUUAACAUCCGUAGUAACAUCUCAUAAGAACGAAACUGAAGAGUAUAACUACUAACGUGAUGUCUGUUUUACCGUGUGACGAUCUUGCUACAGACGGAGCUGUCGUCGAUUUCAUAGACGGGUCCGAGCAGAUGAGUGUAUUCACCGACGUCAAACCCAAAGAUUUGAAUAUGAAAGGGGGUUACAGUUUUAAUGAUUUGAGUAAAGAAAAGACAGUAAAACAUCACCACUGCAGUCGUAGUGUUUGUUUAUCAACGAAGAAUGAAAAAAAUGACAAGAAAAAGGGAAGAAUAAAGGCCGAGAAAGGAUACAAAAGAAAUCCAUCUGAAGAGAUCAAUGGGGUUAAGAAACUUGAAGGCUACAUGAGAGAUGUGAAUGGGUAUGGAGUGAACAACAUCAAAAACAGUCAGUUCUAUGAGACUGUGCCUGUUAAAAUAACAGUACCUAUGGAGAAUAUAGCAAAUAAAUUAAAUACAACUGAAGCCACCAUACAGAAUAGAGAACCAGAUACAGUUAUUAAGGUCAAGGUUAAUAUGGUUAUUAUGGAUGAGGAUGGUCAGGAAGUGAGGAAGACCAUUAGUGAUGUUAAACGAAAUGCAAAAGUAGACAAAUAUGGUAUUGGCAUAGUGGAUGGUGUUGGCAUAGUAACAAAGGUAAAGGAGAAAAGCAGUUCAGAUUUUUGGAAAGACAUCAAAGCUGCGGAUGAAAGUAUUGAUGCAGUCACUGAGAUGAUGGAAAGAGCUGAGAUAAAUGAUGAGGGACCAGCAAUUAGGGAGCCAGUUGAAGACGAUGAAGAUGAUGCAGCUUACCAUGUGUAUCAGAGACAUGGUGAAGAGGAGUCGAUUGUAACAAUCACGCCAAAAAUUGUCGCAGUUAUGGAAACAACUGACAACGAACCCAACAGAGUAGAUGAUCCCAUUGAUUGUCUGAGUGAAUCAAUCAGUCAGGUGAAUUUGAGUAAAAAAUAUGUACCCCUGGAAAAGCACUUAAAAAAAACUAGAAAUAAAUGUAUUAAAGACAGAAUUGGAGUUAAUUUGAGAUAUCCUGACAACAAAGAGAAUUUAAUGCUGGCAAUGCGUGGUGACAGUGAUACAGUGACAACUUCGCCCAAUGAUGAAAAAGAGAGCAAUGUCACCCCACGAGGUAUAAACAAUGACAGCGGACAACAGUGGGGCAACAACACUACCCAUUUCUCGUUUACUGGAGCGUCACGAGCAACUAUGUAUCAGCAAAAUCACUAUGUUGGACCUUUCCCGAACUCAAUGAUGCCAGCUGAUCAUCAAACAUACAAUGUAGACACUCAAUAUCAAUAUAUUCAAAGCCCAACACAUCAUGAGCCACUUCAGUCUUCACAUAACAUCCAACAACAUUUUAGUCCUGAAAUGCAGUAUAAUGGAAACUUUGUCAUUGAUUCUCAGUAUCUAACCCAACCACCACAACCACAUCAGCCGCACAAGCGUGCACUGAACAUAGACCCCCUAGAAGAAGAUCGCUCUAAGCGGCUAUUUGUUGAGGAACAUUUGCCAGAAUUACCGGUAAGUGACAUUGAUAAAGUCCUUCCAAAUUCAGGAAAUCUGUAUGAUGAAAACACAUCAUUAGAAUCAAAUACUAAAACAACUACCAGUUAUACGGUAAGAUCAAAUGGCCUAGGUAGAGUCAUCGAAGCACAAACUCCAACUACCAUCAAACCGAUACUAAUCGAAAACAUCAUCGACUCAGAUGAGAGUACAAGGUGCAGUGUAUUGGGGAGCCCAAGUAUGUUUACAACUCAUGUAAAUAACGGUUAUGCUGCUUCCCAGGAAAGCUCUGUAGGAAGUCCUCAUUCAGCUGUCUCUUCUCCAGUCAAUAGUCCCUUCUCACCAACACCAUCGACGAACUCUACACUGAGCAUUGAUACUCCAAUGAUGGUGUCACCAGGGUCUAGUAUUAUAUCUUCAACCGGCCCUCCGUCAAACCUUUCAUCUCACACUUCAUUGGAAACCGGAUAUGAAACUGAUGUGUUUCAACCAGUUGAGGAAGAAGAACCCUAUACUCAAAGACAUAUUUCCCAUCCUCAGAUAACAGUGCACAAUGGAGUUCAGAAAAUUUUUUCAGAGGGAAAAUGGUUUUGCUUAGUACCAGAUCCAUCUACGUCGUUCAACAUGCCCCGUCAGCCGUCGCUGUCCGUUGUUGAAGACAUGGAAUAUAGAAGGAUAGAAGCCACUCAUAUAAAUAAACUUACCGAUAGUGAUGAAGAUGGUGACACAGCAUUACACAUUGCCACUGCACAGAGAAACACUCCAUUAUGCAAAGCUAUGAUAUUUAAACUUGAGAGAGAAAGCAAAAUUACCCUGGAUGCACAAGACAAUCUUGGUCAGACUCCACUCUCUCUGGCUAUACUGACUGACUUACGAGAAAUCAUAGAUUGUCUAAUCACAGUCGGUGCCAGUAUUUCAAAAUCUACACAUGAUGGACAGACGAUAUUUCAUUGUGCUGCAGAACGGGGAUUCGUUGAUGCUGUCCAGACUGUGUACACUGCAAUUGUACGAUACAACAAUAGUUUACCACAAUUUGAGGAAAAGGUUCGCCCUGACAUGGAUGCUAAGAACAAUGAAGGGCUAACAGCAUUACAUGUGGCUGUUCUUUCACAUGGUACCAGAAAAAGAGUGUAUGUCAGUGAGCGAGAAUCUGAUAUCAUCGUGGACAGUACAAAAAUGAUUGAAUUACUGCUUAGCAUGGGAUCAUCAACAUUGUGUCAGGAUGGCAAAUCUGGUAAAACAGCUUUACAUUUUGCGGCGGAGCGAGGGCUUGGAGAGUUGAUGACAAUUCUACUCAGCUGGCAAGAUGAACAGCGAGAGUUGGUGAACUAUCCCAUGUACAAUGGAAACACUACAUUACAUUUAGUUGUCGGUAGUAACCGACCAGAGCAUGAAAUCCUAAAAUUAGUAGAAAUACUAUAUCGUCAUGGUGCAGAUCCAAGCAUUGAGAAUGCAGAGAAAGAGAAAGCCAUCGCGUGCUCUAACAAAAAACACAAAAAGGUGAAUAAGAAGUUGAAAAGUGGCCAGACACAUUGA